Molecule: messenger RNA, 1710 nt
Organism: Aedes aegypti (yellow fever mosquito)
Lineage: Eukaryota; Metazoa; Arthropoda; Insecta; Diptera; Culicidae
Product: glycine-rich RNA-binding protein GRP2A
Exons: 5
Coding region: 194-1084 (296 amino acids)
Biological process (GO): mRNA splicing, via spliceosome
Cellular component (GO): nuclear speck
Molecular function (GO): mRNA binding
Source: RefSeq, a predicted model, not a curated record
GAGUCAUUUUCCUCCAUCAUUUUGGAGAGUGCUUGUGCGGGCCGCGCUUCUUUCGCCGGGAUCAAGCAAAAAUAAAACAUCCAGCAAAAAUCCGCUUCUAGUUCGGUAGUUAUUAUCAUUUUCCUCACGAUUGGCACAUAAUCCGGUUCGGAAUCGUCCAGCUUCCAUUGGUAUCGAGUGACAAAAAGCCAAAAUGCUGCCGCGCAAUAAAAUCUUCGUUGGCAGCUUGCCUCCGGCCACGAAACCGGAAGAGAUCCGGCGCCUUUUCGAGACCUACGGUGUCGUGACGGAGUGCGACGUGAUGAAUCGGUGCGCUUUCGUGCACAUGCAAACCCCGGAUAUGGUGGAUAAUGCGAUCCAAGCGCUGCACAACAGCAACUUCAAGGGAGUGACCAUAAAUGUGGAACGCGGCAGGACCAAGGAGCGUGCGCCGGGUAGCGGAGGAGAAGGAAGGGAAUCUGGCGGCCGUGGUGGAUUCCGCGGCGGUAGGGGAGGCUUCAACCAGCAAAGCAGACCGAGCUACGAUGAUGGCGAUCGUUCGGGAGGUCCGAUGAGAAACAACCGGGGCAAUAUGCGCAAUCAGCCUUACGGUUCCGGAGGUGGAGCCGGUAGAGGAGGCAGCUUUGACGGUCAGAACCAGGGAGGCGGUGGCGGAGGCGGAGGUGGUUUCCGUGGUGGUCGCGGUGGCGGUCGUGGAGACUUCAGUGACCGUGGAAGUGGCGGAAGGGGAGGAGGCUCUGGCGGUAGUCGCUUCUCCGGAGGACAACAAAGUGAGGAUCGACGUGGGUUUGCGCUGCCCAAUGAGAGCGCAGAUAAAUUUAGCGGUGCUCGUUCCGGCGGGCUCGCUAUGAGUUCCUUCAAGGAUCCGUUCGUACGCAGAAGCAUAGGGGAUACUCCGGCUGGACCAUCAGCACCCUACGUCAACCGAGGAAUUUACAGCCAAGGCAACACUGCAGUGGUAGCUCAAGCAACAGCCAAUUAUAACCAGGCCUUUCCUCCUCUGGGAAGCGACGCGUCUCGCAAUGUAACACGUGGCCCGCCACCGCCGCAACCGCAGCAACAGCAACAACGAUGGAUGCAGUAAGCGCAACCAACCGCUCCCACCUCACAAGCACACACACAUCUAAGCCCCCCACGAAUCCGCUGUGUGCCUGUACUCCUUCCGGAAUGAGGAAUCUAUACAAAGUCAAGAAGAGCGCCACCAUUCAUCCGAGAACGAAGUUUGCUCGCUGCUGUUUCCUUUCAGCUCGAACCCACUGAUGCAUAUUACCUAUGUAGCUAUUAUUACACUUACAUUUAGUUAUCACUGUUUCCGUUCUGCCGUCCGGCUGUUCAACUUCCGUUGUGGUCGACCCAUCUUCUAAUGUCACACCUCCAAGAACUAAGAGCCUGUCUUGGCUGAUGGUGCAUAAAACGACAAACAACUUAUUACUAGUACAUUUCUGGCUAAAGUAGACAUUUCGUAGCUUUAAGUUUGAGCAUUACCGAUGCUUAGCAUAGAUUUUUUUCGUUUUAAUAAAGAUGAUAUAAAGUAUUCGAGAAAUACAGAAAAUCGCCAGGCCCUUCUGCUCCUGCAUCAUACUAAACCCACUACACAGUUGGUUUGAUGGAAGCGAGAUCGUAGCUUUUUAGCAAGUGUGUCAAAUCAACAGAAUACCGUUUACUUAUAAAAGAACAGAACUAUUUAAAUAUAAUCGAUUUAACUCUCUA